Messenger RNA from Vicia faba (fava bean), 1260 nucleotides. NCBI's taxonomy places the organism in Eukaryota, Viridiplantae, Streptophyta, Magnoliopsida, Fabales, Fabaceae. The record is from the annotation of a GenBank genome assembly.
AUGGAGGCCAAUUUUGGAUGUUGCUUCUUCUUGUUGGUUUUGUUGGUUCCUUUCACUUGUGCUGGCAGAGCCGUCAUGAGCACCACCACCGGCAGCGGUGAUGGUUCAAUUCAGAAGCUUGAUGUUCAGAAGCAUUUGAAGAAUUUGAACAGGCCACCGGUUAAGUCCAUCAAGAGUCCUGAUGGAGAUAUUAUUGAUUGUGUACAUGUUUCACAUCAACCAGCUUUUGAUCAUCCUGACCUCAAAAAUCACAAGAUUCAGAUGAGGCCGAAUUUCCAUCCGGAAGGGAACACUUUUGGAGAAAGCAAAGUUUCUUUGAAUUCAAAGCCUAUAACUCAGCUUUGGCACAAAAGUGGGAGGUGUUCUGAAGGUACAAUUCCUAUAAGAAGGACUAAAAAGGAUGAUAUAUUAAGAGCUAGCUCUGUACAAAGUUUCGGAAAGAAGAAGCUAAAAAGUACCCCUCAGCCAAAACCAGCAAAACCGCUACCCGACCUCUUCACUCAGAGUGGUCAUCAGCAUGCCAUAGCAUAUGUAGAUGGGGGUAAUUUCUAUGGAGCAAAGGCUACCAUAAACGUUUGGGACCCGAAAAUUCAACAACCUAAUGAAUUCAGCCUGUCUCAAAUUUGGAUUUUGGCCGGUUCUUUUAAUCAAGAUCUCAACAGCAUCGAAGCAGGCUGGCAGGUCAGCCCUGAUUUGUAUGGUGACAAUAACACUAGACUCUUCACUUAUUGGACAAGUGAUGCAUAUCAAGCAACUGGUUGUUAUAAUCUUCUUUGCUCUGGAUUUAUUCAAAUUAACAAUGAUAUAGCCCUUGGUGCAAGUAUAUCCCCACUUUCUAACUAUGGUUCUUCCCAAUAUGAUAUAAGUCUCCUUGUGUGGAAGGACCCAAAAGAGGGAAACUGGUGGAUGCAAUUUGGGAAUGACCAUGUUCUUGGAUACUGGCCAGCUCCUUUAUUCUCUUACUUAACAGAGAGUGCUUCAAUGAUUGAAUGGGGAGGUGAAGUAGUGAACUCUGAAUCUGAUGGACAACACACCUCAACACAAAUGGGAAGCGGACAUUUCCCCGACGAAGGUUUCGGCAAAGCUAGUUAUUUCAAGAACAUUCAAGUUGUUGAUGGUGACAACAAGUUAAGAGCUCCAAAAGAUCUUGGUACUUACACUGAAAAAGAAAACUGCUAUAAUGUCAAAACCGGUAGUGCUGGGGAUUGGGGUACCUACUUCUAUUAUGGCGGUCCGGGUCGAAACCCUAAUUGUCAGUGA